This is a messenger RNA of Ananas comosus (pineapple), 2271 nucleotides long. RefSeq names its product L-type lectin-domain containing receptor kinase IX.1-like. Gene Ontology annotation, molecular function: protein kinase activity; carbohydrate binding; ATP binding. Bases 1 to 1986 code for a protein of 661 amino acids. The record is from RefSeq and is a predicted model, not a curated record. NCBI's taxonomy places the organism in Eukaryota, Viridiplantae, Streptophyta, Magnoliopsida, Poales, Bromeliaceae. The transcript is spliced from 2 exons. Gene Ontology annotation, cellular component: plasma membrane. Gene Ontology annotation, biological process: protein phosphorylation.
AUGGCCUCCUCCAAUCUUAAUUCACGAACUCACUCAUCCCCCCUCUUCUGUUGCAUCUUGUUUAUCUGCUCAUUUUCCAUUAUAGCACCCCACGCAGCACCACUCUCCUUCAGUUUCAACUUCUCGGAUCCCGCCCUCACGGUGACGGAUGUGGUUCGUUUGGAGCCCGCUGCCUCGACAAACGGCACCGUCAUCAAUCUCACGAAGGAUGCGCUCGACGAUCCCAUCACGAAUAACUCGGGCCGAGCCAUCUACAAAGACUUGGUGCCUCUCUGGGACCGCACCACCGGCGAGGCAGCCAGCUUCACCACAUCCUUCUCUUUCGUCAUCAAGCCGAGGGACGCCCUCGACUAUAACUUCUCUGGCGACGGGCUAGCCUUCUUCAUCUCUAGGUACCCGUCCGAACUCCCAAAUUUUAGCGGAGGUGGCUACCUCGGCCUUUUCAACGAAACUAAUGCUUUCAAUUCGCCGGGGAAUCAGUUGGUAGCGGUGGAGUUUGACACCCACAGGAAUGAUUGGGAUUCAAACGACAACCAUGUUGGUGUGGACGUCAACUCCAUCAAGUCUGAUUCCUUCCUCAACUGGCCUGAGAGUAUGUGCAACAGUAGGAAGGCGACGGCAUGGAUUCAGUACAACGCUAGCACGACUAAAUUGGGUGUGUUCCUCUCGUACGAUGACAAUCCGACCUUCGAUGGUUCGUACAACCUCUCUUGCUCCAUUGAUCUAACAAAGUUGCUGCCUGAAAAGGUGGUCAUUGGCUUCUCAGCAGCCACCGGCCAUUACGCCGAGCUACAUCAAAUCCUAAGCUGGAACUUUGUAUCGACUUUUGAACCAAAGAAAGGAUCGAAGAAGAAAAGCAAGAUCGCGAUUGUGGCAGCAUCUGCUGCUAGUGCAGGCGUCGUGCUCUUCCUUGUUGGGGUGGUUUGGGUCUUUCUGUGGCGUAAGAAAUCCACCAAGGGUAAAGAAAUAAAGGACACGACGAAAGAAGAGGACACUCAGAACAAAGAAAAGCAUGAGGACUACGAUGAAUUGAUUGACAAUGAGAUUGAGGAAGGGCAGGGACCGCACAGAUAUCCUUACAGCGAAUUAGCCGCUGCGACGAACAACUUUGACGAGGCAAGGAAGCUUGGGCAGGGAGGCUUUGGUUCUGUUUACAUAGGAUUCCUGAAUAAUCGCCAUGUGGCUAUCAAAAGAGUCUCCAAGGAUUCUCAGCAAGGGAGAAAGGAGUAUAUAUCUGAGGUCAAGAUUAUAAGCCGAUUGAGACAUCGGAACCUGAUGCAGCUAGAAGGUUGGUGCCACGAACGCGGAGACUUUUUGCUUGUCUAUGAGCUGAUGCCCAACGGAAGCCUUGAUUUCCACCUCCAUUGCACGAGAAGCGUGCUAUCAUGGCCUGCAAGGUACAACAUAGCACAAGGAUUGGCCUCUGCACUUCUAUAUCUUCACAAGGAAUGGGAAAAAUGUGUGGUGCAUAGGGACAUCAAGACGAGCAACAUCAUGUUGGAUUCAUCCUUCAACAGUAAGCUCGGUGAUUUCGGGUUGGCGAGAGUCAUCAAUCAUGACCGAACCUCAUGGACAACGGCUCUGGCUGGGACGUUGGGAUACUUGGCCCCAGAGUGUGCAGAUACCGGAAAAGCGAGUACACAGACUGAUAUCUAUAGCUUCGGAGUUGUCUUGUUAGAAAUCGCAUGCGGAAGAAGGCCUAUAGAGCCAAGAGAGACUCCAAACAAGGUUAGAUUGGUGGAGUGGGUCUGGGAAUUGUAUGCUAGAAACGCAAUUCUUGAAGCGGCUGAUGGAAGGUUGGGCGGCGAAUUUGAAGAGCACGAAAUGGAGCGAUUGAUGGUUGUAGGGCUAUGGUGUGUCAAUCCAGAUUGUACUCUACGACCGUCCAUCAAACAAACAAUCAGCGUACUACAAUUUGAAGCUCCUUUGCCCAAUCUUCCCCCCAGAAUGCAGGUGCUAGUGCAUGCAACACCAGCAGGUGCCUAAUAUCAACUACACCUCCCCAUCACAUUUUCGUCUCUAACAGUGGCGACUAUAUCAAACAUUCUACUGAACCAAUAUUUCUGAAUCACCUUCUGUAAUUUGCUGUAGCUCUGUAAAAGUAGCUCACGUACUUGUUUCAUCAUUGUUAGCAUUCGUUUUGUUGCAAUCAGUAGUCCUCUACUGCAUCAUUUUUACUAUGUAACUGAGCAAAUUGUAACUCGGCAUAUCUUACCAUUGUGGUUGUGGUUGAAUUAGAUAGUUAUUGAAAUUAGACGGUUUCCAUUGAAA